Messenger RNA from Selaginella moellendorffii, 1236 nucleotides. Its product is annotated as protein PELOTA 1. NCBI's taxonomy places the organism in Eukaryota, Viridiplantae, Streptophyta, Lycopodiopsida, Selaginellales, Selaginellaceae. The transcript is spliced from 16 exons. Gene Ontology annotation, cellular component: cytoplasm. Gene Ontology annotation, biological process: nuclear-transcribed mRNA catabolic process, no-go decay; nonfunctional rRNA decay; nuclear-transcribed mRNA catabolic process, non-stop decay. The coding region runs from base 4 to 1140 and encodes 378 amino acids. The record is from RefSeq and is a predicted model, not a curated record.
AGGAUGAAGCUCGUCAAGAAGAGGAUCGCCGCCGAUGGCUCCGGCUCCGUCAAGCUCGUUCCAGAGGAAGACGACGAUCUCUGGAAUGCCUAUAAUCUCAUUGCAAAGGAUGAUCAGGUCUCCGCCGUCACAAUGAGAAAGGUACAACGUGAGAAUUCAAGCGGUGGAAGGGACGCAGAGAGGGUCCGAUUGAAACUAGAAGUUCUUGUGGAGGCAACCGAGUUCGACAAUAUCGCUUCGGUCCUGCGCAUUCGUGGCAAAAAUCUCACUGAAAACGACCAUGUCAAGCUCGGUGCGUAUCACACUCUGGAGAUCGACCUCCAAAGAGCCUUUGUGCUGACCAAGACUAUAUGGGACAACUGGGCUCUGGAGCUACUAAAAAAUGCUACCGAUCCUACUGCAAAUGCCGAUGUAGUAGCGGUGCUGAUUGACGAGGGGCUAGCACACAUCUGCCUUGUAGGUCAAAACAUGACAACAAUCAAGGCACGUGUGGAAGCCUCUAUUCCUCGCAAACGUGGUGCAGCGAUUGCCGGAUAUGACAAGGCGCUGAACAAAUUCUUCGAGAACGUAUUUCAGGCGCUAGUAAGAAGCGUAGACUUCACUUUGAUCCGCUGCAUAAUACUUGCUAGUCCUGGAUUUACGAAGGACCAGUUCUUUGAUUACAUCAACCUUGAGAGCACCAGGAGGGAGAUCAGGGCUAUCAUUGAAAACAAAUCGAAGUUCAUUCUAGCUCACUCAUCAUCCGCCUACAAGCACUCACUUAAAGAAGUCCUUGGCUCGCCCUCUGUUGCUUCUCGAAUCAAAGAUACAAAAGCGGCCCAAGAGGUCCGGGCCUUGGAGCAGUUCUUCAACAUGCUAUCUACAGACCCUCUGCGAGCGACUUAUGGCCCCGCUCAUGUGUCAGCAGCGCACGACAGAUUCGCCGUCCAGACGCUUCUCAUCACUGACGCACUCUUCAGAAACGCGGACAUUCCGACGAGAACAAGGUACGUCGAGCUCGUCGAGUCAGUGAAAGAAAAGGGUGGAAACGUCCACGUCUUCUCCUCGAUGCACGUCUCCGGCGAACAACUGGCGCAAAUGACCGGCAUUGCCGCCAUCCUCCGCUAUCCCCUCCCCGACCUCGAGGACCUCGAAGUAUAAAAGCGCUCGUUUAGACUAAAAAGCUAUGGUAUAGGGAACAGAGGGGCCAGGGAGCCCUAAUCGCCAAAGCAAUGGAGGUGUUUCAAGUUGCUCCAA